AUGGAGCGCGGCCGCCCAGCGAGCGCCCGAGCCGAGCCCGCCGCCGCCGCCGUCCGCGACUCGAGCCCCGGACGUCCCGGGCUGGGGCCGGCGGGCUCCGGCGGGGUCGGCCCGCGCUCGGGGGGAGGCCGGCCGGCCGCGGCGAACGCCGCUCGCGAGCGCAGCCGCGUGCAGACCCUGCGGCACGCCUUCCUGGAGCUGCAGCGCACGCUCCCGUCCGUGCCGCCCGACACCAAGCUGUCCAAGCUGGACGUGCUGCUGCUGGCCACCACCUACAUCGCCCACCUCACCCGCAGCCUGCAGGACGACGCGCAGGCGCCCGGAGACCCCGGGCUGGGCACCUUGCGAGGCGAAGGCUACCUGCACCCGGUCAAGAAAUGGCCCAUGCGAUCAAGAUUAUACAUUGGCGCUACUGCUCAGUUUAUGAAACAGUCUGUCUCCGGAGACAAAGCAAGUCAGAGCAGCAUGUCCACAGACUCCCAGCCUUAA
Molecule: messenger RNA, 489 nt
Organism: Jaculus jaculus (lesser Egyptian jerboa)
Lineage: Eukaryota; Metazoa; Chordata; Mammalia; Rodentia; Dipodidae
Gene: Tcf24
Product: transcription factor 24
Exons: 2
Coding region: 1-489 (162 amino acids)
Biological process (GO): developmental process; regulation of transcription by RNA polymerase II
Molecular function (GO): RNA polymerase II transcription regulatory region sequence-specific DNA binding; protein dimerization activity; DNA-binding transcription factor activity, RNA polymerase II-specific
Source: RefSeq, a predicted model, not a curated record